Phyllostomus discolor (pale spear-nosed bat) is the source of this 8205-nucleotide messenger RNA. Its product is annotated as RIMS-binding protein 3B-like. The record is from RefSeq and is a predicted model, not a curated record. Gene Ontology annotation, biological process: spermatid development; neuromuscular synaptic transmission; fertilization. The transcript has a single exon. Lineage: Eukaryota; Metazoa; Chordata; Mammalia; Chiroptera; Phyllostomidae. The coding region runs from base 2929 to 7857 and encodes 1642 amino acids. Gene Ontology annotation, cellular component: nucleus; manchette. Gene Ontology annotation, molecular function: protein binding.
ACCACUGCCCAGGGGCAUCUCCUGAGGCACACCAGUGGUUCAAGGGAACCAGGCUUGAAAAUACGGCAAAAAGAGCGGAGCCCACAGGGCCACAUGCUGAAUGAACACAGCACCUGCUUCUCAGAACCUCUAUUUUCCUUCCUACCUGGGACAUGGGGCCAAGACCACCUACCCACCUACCUGGGGAGAUGACUGUGGAAGUGAGCGGGCCUGUCUGUUUGUCCUGCACUGGGAGCAAGUCGGGAGGAUCAGUCACAGAAGAGAAGCUGUUGGGGGAGGGAAGAUUCACUCAGAAGGGUUGUGCGGGUGGCUCGGGCCAGUCCUCAGAGCAGUAAGGCCUGAGUCUGUGAGAGGCCCUGGGUGCUGCCCAGGCCAGGCCUACACCCCAGACUGAGAAGCAAAGGGGUCUUUAAUGUGACCACGACAUUACAGUCUAAAUGCAAAUGGCCAGGUACACAUCCAUCCAAUUCUCGGGAGUCAUUGGGUGCUGAGGCAGGAAGGACAGGGAGGAGCCAGAUUUAGGUAGGGCACCUAAACACAUAGAUGGCCAGGCCGAGAGAAGGGGUAUGCGUAUGUGUGUAUGUUCUGUAGCUCAGGACCUGGCCAAUACAUCAGCUGAGGCCACGCCCUCACUCCCAGCCCAGUCUGAGUCUUCUGUUCAAGGUCCUGAUGAUUAGCAUGGAAUCUGAGGCCUCAGCCUUUCUGCCAGAUUGUACCUGGAUAUGGGAGCUGGUCAGGUCAGAUGGCCACGUCAGAUGGCCACGUCAGACAAUGCCCUUCAUGCCCUUUCUGCCUCCAUGGGCCGCCACCCAUUCUUUCUGGGGAGGGACUUUCCUCUUACUCUUCCUCCAAGCCCAGCCUGGUCAGGGACACAGACGUGUAUCAGACCUGUCCCUGCUCCAAAAGCAGAGAUGCCAGGUGGGGCAAUGAGGGCUAUAGAGUCCUGGGGAGCCCAGGCCAAGCUCAGAAACUCAGGGAAGGCUUCCUGGAGGGAGAAUGGACAAGCUGAGGCCAAAGGACAGGACAAGGUUAGUAGUAGGUGAAUGGACAAAACCAGGGGUUGUGUGGGGGCCACUAAGCAGCUGGAUUAUUAUGAGCAGAACUCUUAAUCCAUUGGGGCUUGAGACUCUUCAUCUAUAAAUUGGGUGGUUUAAAUAAUGUAUGGCAAGCACUUAGCAUAACACCUAGUAGGUUCUUGAUCUGCCAUGGGUAUUGUUGUUAUUUUUGUAUCAGGCAAGGUUGGCAUCCUAGGCAGAGGGAAGGACACAUGUAAAGGCCCAGAGGUCUUUGAACCAGGGGUACUCUUCAGACUCCUGGAAAAAACUUGUGAGGGUCCAGGCCGAGCCGUGGGUGGGAAGGUGAGAACUUACCUGAACUUCGGGGCCGCUCCUACUGCACACCCUCAGCUGAGAGAGUCCUGGUGCUACCAACACACCCAUUGUGUAGAAGCUGGAAGAGGUGAAGUAACCAGCCACGCUUACUCAGCCAAAAAGUGGUAGAGCCUAGAGGGAAACCCAGGUCUCUGAGGGUUCCCACCUGCCACGUGGCAUCCAGAGUGAGUCCAGGGAGCACGGAGAAUACGUGUGCAGCUUCCACCAUGGCAGCCCUGCCCAGCCUCAGCCAAAUCCCUGCCUUGCAGUCCUCAGCCCUCUAGGUGCCAAAAAGAGACUUGGAUUAAAACUAGUGAGUUGCAGACAAGAGCUUUGCUCUGGACUGGGCACUUGGUGCUCUCAGCUCAUUGAAACCUCACACUCAGAGGAAAUAGGUGCCCAGAGAGGUCAGGGAACUCUGGGAGGUCACACAGCCCAGAAGGGGAUUGCAUCGUUGGCCAAUUUUACAGAUAAGGACAUGGAAGUGGCACAAGAAGCUGAAGAACUGUUUGACCCCUGAGGUCCUCCCGCUCUAACCAGGUGAUCACACUAGCUUUGGAGAGCCGUGAAAAGUUCUCUGGCCUUGCUGUUCCCAAGGAGGUGGUGUAGGGACCCACAGCAGCUUCUGGCUUUACCUUUUGUAGAAGCAGGUAGCCCUGGGCACUCCUGGACUAGACCAAAGGGCAGGCUGGACCCCUAUGGCAGCCUCAUUGUCUUGCUUCCCACCCUUCCUGUAGAACUGGGUUCUACUUGACCCUCCCUCCUUCUGUAGAUGCAGAAUGUGCCCCCCACCCCCACCGCCGAAGCAAGGCUGGAAGAGGGUCUUCACACCUGCAACCCUGAGAUGGGAGGAUAGAGUCAGAGUGCUCGUGGACUCUGGGAACAGAAUUUUGCAGGUCAGGACUUUGGGCCCAGCUAGCACCAUGCCCAGACUAUGAGCUCGAAAGUUCCCAUCUGUAGGCACAGGAGCUUUAAAUAUGUAAUGUAUGCAAGUGCUUAGCACUACAGGGAGCCUUGGAAGGGUAGGCACAUUUGGAAUGCAGGCACCUGACACACCCUACCCCAUGGGGAGGGCACACGCCCACCCCCAAUUUGGACAUACUCUGUUGCAGUUUUCAGAUAACUAAACCCAUGGUAGGGUCAGGCAGGGUCUGCUUGCUCCCCAUCCAUGAUUUUAACCCAUACACGGAGCCGCUUUCUCCAGGCCCAGAGGAGCAGCCUGACUUUCCACCAACUCUUUGGCCUGAAAGGAGCCUGGGAGAGCGCCCGGGUCAGUCACAAAGGACAUGGCAUACCAGGGAGAGGCCUGGAGCCAGAGAGACCCCUGGGAAAUCCUGGGAAGAACAUGGGCUGGUUUGAGCAGGGGUGUUGAAAGCCCAUCCCCGGUCUAGGCACCUGUAACAGGGGGUGAGGGAACACACCCAGAGGCGGAAGGGGCGCGCGGAGACCCCUUAGGGGUGCCGGAAGGGGCGCGCGGGACGGUUGGCCGGCUGGGGCGGCAGCCGUUGGCGAACAGAGGCCUGGGCCAGGCGACGUCCCUGGUCGGGCAGCAGCCACCAUGACCAAGGACUCGCCCAACUCUUCGGGUGGCGGCCGCGCGACACCCAAGAAGCUGGGCCCAACCCCAACGACGGCGGUGCUGGAGGAGCAAAGGCGGGAGCUGGAGAAGCUGCGGGUCGAGCUGGAGGCUGAGCGAGCGCGCGGGCGGACGGAGCGGCGGCGCGCCGCGGCCCAGGCGCGCCAGCUGCGGGAGGCAGCAGAGAGGGAGCGGCAGCAACUGGUUGACCAUCUGCGCUCCAAGUGGGAGGCACAGAGCUGUCGUGAGCUGCGGCAGCUGCAGGAGGAGAUGCUGAGGGAGCGCGAGGCCGAGAUCCGGCAGCUGCUGCGUUGGAAGGAAGCCGAGAUGCGGCAGCUGCAGCAGCUGCUGCACCGCGAUCGCGACAGCGUUGUUCGCCAGGCGCGGGAGCUGCAGCGCCAGCUGGCCGCAGAGCUAGUGAACCGCGGCUACUGCAGCCGCGCAGGGGUGCCAGAAGUCGCCGCCGCGCAGUGUCGCUGCCGCCUGCAAGAAGUGCUGGCGCAACUUCGGUGGGAGACCGACGGCGAGCAGGCCUCGCGCAUCCACUACCUGCAGGCGGCGCUAGACCUGGAGCGCCAGCUCUUUCUCAAGUACAUCCUGAAGCACUUCCGCUGGCACCGGGUUUUGUCCAGUACCCCCGAUACACAAGCUGUGCAUUCUUCGAAAGAGUCGCACCCCGACACGUCCGGUGACUCUCGCCAUCCCCCAAAGUUCGCCUGUCGACUCGAAUCCCUUGACAGCCUGAGCGCCCGCGUUCCCGUGCGCUCCCGUUCUCUCGACCUGAUGCCCGCAGCCUGCACCCACUCCCCUGACAACCUGCUCCGCAGGCGCUCAAGCUCCCUCGAUUCCUUGGCACCAGCGAGUCCCCGCUUGCUCGACAGCACCAGGAGUCGUCCCAAGGUCCUCGAAUCCGAGGAGCAGGGCUCCUUCUCACCAGACACUUUCAUCCUGGGCUCCCCGAGUCCCCCAGCACACCUGCUGCCACCACCACCACCAUCGGGGCCCAGACGACCUAGCGACCGGCAAGGAGAAGACUCCGGGAACCAGCCUUGCGAGGCCAUGACUCUGUCACCGCUGUGCCUGGACUACCACGAGCUUGUGAAGCAGAACUCAGAACUGUCUGAGACGUUGCAGGUGCUGGCGCGCCGCUGCUCUAGCCUGCAGGAAGAGAACAUGCAAUUGCGGCGCGCAGGCCUUCCAGACAAGGCGGAGGAGAAGGUGAAACGACUCAAGGUGAAGCACGCGGAGCUAACAGGCCUGGCUCGGCGUCUAGAGGACCGGGCCCGCAAGCUGCAAGAAACCAACCUGCGGGCUGUGAGCGCGCCUGUGCCUGGGGAGAGCCGCGUUGGCCUGGAGCUGUGCCAGGCCUUUGCCCUCCAGCGCGCCCGAGACCAGUCGGAGCAGGCGAGCGCGCUGUUGGCCAAGGACAAGCAGAUCGAAGAGCUGCAGCAGGAGUGUCACUUGCUGCAGACGCAGGUCGCCUCAGGCCUCGGCAGCACCCAUCACCCUAGUGGGGGCGCGGCUAGCGACCAGUGGCUCAAAGUCAGCGACUUGGACCGGCUACAGCGCGAGUCCCAGCGGGAGGUGUUGCGCCUGCAGAAGCAGCUGACGCAGCAGCAGGCCACCGGCUGCGCACGGAAGGAGUCGGGCUGCCAGAGCGUACCCUGCGAAGAGGCGCCGUGCCAGGUGCAGACUCUGGAGCGGGAGCUCGGCGCGCGGCGGCGCGAGUGCGAGGAGCUGAGAGCAGAGGCGGCGGCGGCACGGCGGCACGGCGAGGAGGCAGAGGCACAGCUGCAGAUCGCGCUACGUGAAGGCGCCUGGCUGGCCAAGGAGAACGCGCGGCUGCAGGCCCAAGCCGACUGGCUGAGAAAAGUGGCAGCAAAGAAUGAUGACGUGCGCGGGCAGCUGGGCCGCGCGUGCCAGGAGCGCGACACCGCCGGCUUGCAGGCGGAACAGCUGCUGCAGCAAGCGGCGCACGGGCAGGACAGGCAGCAGCAGCUGCAACAUGACCUGCGGAAGGCCUCGUGUGAUCCCCAUGCUGCCCAGGAGGAGAUGGGAGUGCUGCAGUGUCAGUCUUGUCACCAUCCCCAGGAGCCCCGGGAGGCCCCCCCAGCCCCAGAUUCCCAAGACAGGAAUAGCAUAAGAACCAAGUUCCAGCCAGGGCCUGAAGACCAAGUGUCUCCACAGCCCAGCAGAGACAAACAGGAGGAGAAGGAAGCCUCUCUGCGAGAGAGCCCAGUUGCCCUGGGAGAUCCAUCCAGUGUCCCCCAAGUGCCAGACAGAGUCCCAGCCAGCCAACCCCUGGACUCCAUACCCCAGUCCAAGAAAACCAGCUCCCAGUCAAACUCCUCCUCUGAGGUGGAAUCCAUGUGGGCCACUGUACCAUCUUGCCUUUCUCUGGAUGUGGACACAGCCAGUGAGGUAGAGGAUCUGGAUUCUGACAGUGUAUCCUUGACCCUGGAAGCAGAGGACUUAGAGACCCCUGACACCUCCAAGCUCAAGAUCUUCCUGGUUCGAUAUAGCUACAACCCAUUUGAGGGACCCAAUGAGAACCCUGAGAAUGAACUGCCCCUCACGGCUGGGGAUUAUGUGUAUAUCUUUGGGGAUAUGGAUGAGGAUGGCUUCUAUGAAGGGGAGCUUGAGGAUGGCCGGCGGGGCCUGGUACCCUCCAACCUGGUGGAGCGGAUUCUAGACAGCGAUAUCCUUGGCUGCCUGACCCCAGAGUCCCCUGACCUUGGCCCCACUCAACUCCCAGCUGGACAGGGCAAAGCUUCAAAGGAAGACACUGGUCACAGCUUAUUGCCUGAUAAAGCUCAGCAAACUGUGGACACAGAGACAUGCCAGAUGGUGAGGUCAGGCUCCGAGACAGAAGUGGCUAUAGAGAUCUCAGAUGCCAAGAUAGAAGAGGGCUGGCUGGGCUCACUGCAGAGUGCGGAGGAGCAAGACUUCUCCAAACCCCUUCUAGGGGCCAGAGGGGUCCUUUGUAUAGCUCCCAAGCAACUACACCUUCAGAACAUUGCAGCCACAUCAGCCGAGAUCACCUGGGUUGACAGCGGCAGCAGCCACUCACACGUGGUAUACCUCAAUGACCAUAAGCAUGCCCUGACCCCAGCGGGCGUGAGUGGCUACACCUUCCACAGUCUGCGUCCCGGCACACGGUACCAGGUGCAGGUGGAGGUGCAACUGCCAUGGGACUCACUGCAGGUGCACUGGGAAACCAUGUCUUCUACUAUCACCUUCGACACACCCUUGGCAGGACCCCCUGACCCUCCACUGGAUGUGCUGGUAGAGCAUCACACCUCACCAGGCUUCCUGGUGGUCAGCUGGCUCCCAGUGACUAUCCACUCAGCAGGGUCCUCCAAUGGGGUGCAGGUUACUGGCUAUGCUGUGUACGCUGACGGGCUCAAGGUUGCAGAGAUCGCUGAUGCCACCGCUGGGAGCACCAUGUUGGAAUGGUCCCAGCUCCAGCUGCCCCUGAUGUGCCAGAAGGUUUCAGUGAGAACCAUUUCGCUUUGUGGCGAGUCACUGGAUUCAGUGCCGGCUCAGAUCCCUGAGGACUGUUUUAGCUGUAACAGAUUGCCAGGGACCUCUCCCUUUAGCUACACCUGUGGUGACCUGUCCCCCUUUAGAGUCACCUUCCCCAUCUGCCCUCAGAGGCUAGCGCUAGCUCCACUGAGUGCCAAGGCCAGUUCCCACAUCUCCAGGAGCUGUGGGGAGCCCCUGGCAGAGUUCCUAGAAGCAUUUCCUGAAGGACCCCCAAGGAGGUGCUCCCCAGUGCCCAACCUGAGUUCAGAAGGAGAACGUCAGAGCGCAGGGGCUGGCAACCAAACCCAAGGGCCUGCAGAGGCCUGGAAGGUCUGCAGAAAAGACAUGAUCAUUCCGAAGAGUCCCCAGAACCACAAGCCGCCCCUGCCCAGUGGCCAGUCUGAGGGAGAAGAAGACCGCUACCAGCCCAUGGUCAACAGCCAAAGCCCUGCCCUGGGAGUUGUCCAUCUGUCUCCUGAGCGUGGGCCCAGCAAAGAAGCAUGCCAGGAUAAGCCUGCCCUUGAGAAGGUCCUUGGGCAAAAGCAAGAUGCCCAAGUGUUCGAUGGCACCAGCCAUCGAUAUGGGUCUGACUCCCAUGAUAUUUUGCAGCAGGAAGAGGCAGUGUGCUUUGGUCCAUGGGCUACAGGGAGACAAGGGCAGAGGAGGGAGCUUAAGACCCAGAGUAGACAAGGUCAGGCUCUGGGGGGCAAGAGAGAGAAUCAGCUCCAGGAGCCCAGCUCUGCGCUCGGUCUAGCUCCAUCCAGCAAAGUCAUUAAGAUGUCCAGUGGAGGCCCCCCACUGCCGGGGGAGAGCGAGGACACUCCAGUGAGGAUCUUUGUGGCACUCUUUGACUAUGACCCCCUGGUGAUGUCUGCCAACCCUAAGGCUGCAGAGGAGGAGCUGGCCUUCCGGGAAGGGCAGUUGCUGAGAGUGUGGGGCUCUCAGGACGCCCACGGCUUCUACUGUGGGGAAUGCAAUGGUCGAGUGGGCAGCAUCCCUGGGCACCUGGUGGUUGAUGUGGAAGUGGUCAUGGAGAGGACUGAUGGGAGGUGGCAUUUGCCAGUGCAAAGACACCUGUCCUCUGUGGCCCACCUCAAUGACUUUGGGGGACUCACCAGCCCCCAGGACUCCUUUCUCCUGCCCCAAGGGAACCCCAGGAGACCCUCACUAUGGACCUCAAUGACCAUGAUGGCAGCUGUGGACUAUGACCCCAAAGAUGGGCAGGUGGGGGGAAGGAUAAAGGACAAACUGUCACUGAAGGCUGGGGACCUGGUCACAGUCUAUGGGCCAAUGGAUGACAAGGGAUUCUAUUAUGGGGAGUCAGGCGGCCACAGAGGCUUUGUCCCAGGCCACCUGCUGGAUCCUGUGUCCCUCCAUGGAGAGUGAGCAAGGCUACCCAAUGGGGUAGUGACCUCUGGCCACCCACUCUCCGCCAGAGAAGCAAGCACACAGACCCUUCCACCACCACCCCUCCUGGCCCCCAUGAGCACCAAUGGCAGUCCUUCAGCAUCCCCUAGCCUCUGAGAGCAGCAGAGCUGAUGUUUGAACUCAGCUGUUUCCGAAAGAAAACAGGACGAACAUCCCCUAGAGGCUGGUUCAGAGUUGUCAUUAACUACGGCAGGUACUUGGAGAAGUGCCUCUGCGUGCUCAUUAUGCUUUCCUUUAGGAGGUUAACAUUAUUCGUCCAUUGCUAUGUAUGAAAGUCUCAAGAAAAGCCUGCCUCUUAAAAAAAAA